Molecule: messenger RNA, 2514 nt
Organism: Pelodiscus sinensis (Chinese soft-shelled turtle)
Lineage: Eukaryota; Metazoa; Chordata; Testudines; Trionychidae
Gene: RHCG
Product: Rh family C glycoprotein
Biological process (GO): ammonium transmembrane transport; ammonium homeostasis
Cellular component (GO): basolateral plasma membrane; plasma membrane; apical plasma membrane
Molecular function (GO): ammonium channel activity
Source: RefSeq, a predicted model, not a curated record
CCUCUCUGCUCCCAACCCCCCUCCUUGUGGCUGGAAGCAGAGAGAGUUCAAAUCCAUGAAACUUGCCAUGAACUGAAAUGUGAGCCUGCCCAGGCAGCUCUGAGGAUUAACAGCUCCCAGCACCACACCCCACAUCGCCAGACUUGUAUAAAUGGACUGAGCCUCCUCCGGCAUCGGGACUGGGACUCGUGCAUUCUGGGCACUUUGCCCCCUCCAGGCGCAGUGGGUUUGGUGGGAUCUGAGCAGGCGAGCUGGUCUGGGAUGGUGAAGAACACAUCCAUGCGCUGGCGGCUGCCGCUUGUCUGCCUCCUCUGGGAGGUCGCCAUGAUCGUCCUCUUUGGGGUCUUUGUGCGCUUUGACCCCGAAGCUGAUGCACAUUGGAAGGAGGAGCAGCACCAGAAGAACCUCACCAGUGACAUAGAAAACGAUUUCUACUUCAGGUAUCCAUCUUUCCAGGAUGUCCAUGUAAUGAUCUUCGUGGGUUUUGGUUUCCUGAUGACAUUCCUCCAGCGCUAUGGCUUUGGAGCUGUUGGCUUCAACUUCCUCCUUGCUGCCUUUGGGAUCCAGUGGGCUAUCCUGAUGCAGGGCUGGUUCCAUUCUUUUGAGAACGGAAAGAUACUCAUUGGAGUGGAAAACCUGAUCAAUGCGGAUUUCUGCGUGGGUUCUGUCUGCAUCGCCUUUGGAGCCAUCCUGGGCAAAACCAGCCCCGUGCAGCUGCUCAUCCUGACGUUGUUUCAAGUCACACUCUUUGCUGUGAACGAGUACAUCCUCAUUAGCCUGCUCCAUGUUAAAGAUGCUGGUGGAUCCAUGACCAUUCACACCUUUGGAGCCUACUUUGGCCUGACAGUGACCACAAUUCUGUACCGGCCCAACCUGGAACAGAGCAAAGACAAGCAAGGUUCUGUGUACCACUCUGACCUCUUUGCUAUGAUCGGUACCCUGUACCUGUGGCUGUACUGGCCCAGCUUUAACUCGGCUAUUUCAAACCAUGGGGACGCGCAGCACCGAGCCGCCAUUAACACUUACUGCUCAUUGGCCUCCUGUGUGCUCACCACCGUGGCCUUCUCCAGCCUGCUGCAGAAGAAAGGAAAGCUGGACAUGGUUCAUAUCCAGAAUGCAACGCUGGCCGGUGGCGUGGCUGUGGGGUCUGGCGCGGAGAUGAUGCUGACUCCAUACGGAUCCCUUAUCGUCGGAUUCCUCUGUGGCAUCGUGUCCACCGUUGGGUUCAUCUACUUCAUGCCAUUCCUGGAGUCCAAGCUGCAUAUUCAGGAUACCUGUGGCAUCCACAACCUACAUGCUAUGCCAGGACUUAUUGGGGGCAUUGUGGGGGCUGUCACUGCAGCCGCAGCCACUGAAGAGGUGUAUGGAAAGGAAGGGCUCAUCAGUGCCUUUGACUUCACAGGUGACUACAAGGAUCGGACACCCAGUAUCCAAGGGGGAUUCCAGGCAGCUGGCAUUUGUGUGUCCCUGGCUAUGGCCUUAGCUGGGGGGACCAUUGUGGGUGGUAUUUUGAAAGUGCCGUUCCUGGGGGACCCAGCUGAUGAGAACUGCUUCGCGGAUGAUGUCUACUGGGAGGUGCCUGAGGACUCAGAGAGCAGCCUGUACCACAUGCAUGACCCCACUCCCAAACCUGCUGUGACUUCCUAACCCAGCUGGGUUGCAUUUGGACUCCUUUCCAUCUCUACCUCUCCAGAGAAGCGACUGGUGUAUUUCUUGAAAAGGAGGUGCCCUGGGCCAAUUCCCAUCUGGACACAGACUCUUUGAGAGCUUUCAAAGGCCCCAUUGUCUUUCCCAUGUUCCCCUCCUUGGUGGGAUAGCCUGAAAGAGGCCCAGUUUACACGAAGCAACGCUUUGGAGAAUAGCCAGUGAAGCCAUAGUGUCUGUGCUUACCUGAGAGCGUAGGGCCAGAGGUUUGAAACAGAUGCUGGGGCAUCUCAUAGGACUGCCACAGGGCAGAAGCUUAGCACCUAGGGAGAGGGGUUUUGCCAGGAGCUUGUUGGGUGGGAUCUCUCAGGUUUCAGGUUCCCCCAGUUUAAUCCCAGAACAGCAGCUGGUGCCGUGGCUGAGCCCAGAGAUAACUGGGCCCCACCACACUUUGGAUAGUGGGGACUGUGAAGUGGGAAGGGUCCGGUUCGGGGAUUAGAGACGCCUGUCCUUGCAGCUGGGAGGCGCUGUUACACUGAGAGAAGAUAAUCCUACUUGGCAGGGAUCCAGCACUUUGCAAAUUAAGCCUCCCCAUGCCCCUGUGAGGUAGAGAAGCAUCAAUACUCCCAUUUGGCAAAGGGGGAGCAAUGGGCCCAAGGAAAGAAAGUGACUUGCUUAGGGGCCCCCAAACGCCUGGGUUCCAAUCCCCUUUCUCAGUUCCUUCGCCACGCUGACUCUAAUCGAGUGUUUGCUUUCUUCCCCUGAGGGCGGGGACCCUGACUGACCUUCUCUGUCCCUCCCUCCUCUUUGUGGGUAGCUCUUACUCCUGGGAUGUGUGAAUAAAAAACACCGUGUUGUUCUGUCCAGCAC